CUCUCCCGGUGCGCCGCUCGACCUCCUCCUUCCUCCCACUCAGGUGCGCCGCCGGCCCUCUUCCCCCCUCCCUCUCUGCUGCGCUGCCGGCCCUCUCCCUAGCUUCAGCUCGUGCGCGCUGCGGGUCCUCUCCCUCGCUCCAUCUCCCUCGCCCCAUCUCCUGCACAGCUGUCCCUCUCCCUCGCUCCACAUCUUGCGCCGCCGGACCUCUUCCUCGAUCCAUCUCCUGCGCCGCCGGUUGCUGCCUCUCCUGCGCUGCCGGCGUGUCGGACGUUCAAAAAUCUCGUCCCCCCUUUGGGUUAGCGUAGACAGGCAAGGGGGCGGCAUUACCACCGGUGGAGAUUGCACCCUAGGACCGACCCCAGGCUUUAUGGACUAGCCAAGAACCCUAAACAAAAAAAAUCCCCAUCUUCUUCCCCUCUAAAUCUCCCAAUCCCCUGCUCCUUCGAGAAAAUCUGCCCGAGAUUCCGCACGAGCACCGCCGGUUCCCUCUAGGAAGGGGAGGGAUCCGACCCAUCUCCGCGGCGGCGGCGAAUCGUGGAAGAUGAAUCCCCUGACGCAGGUGAAGCGGACGCAGGUGAUAAACCAGAAGGAGGCGGCGCUGGGCCUCAGCGAGGACGCAUCCUGGCACGCCAAGUUCAGGGGCUCCGCCUACGUCUUCGUCGGCGGCGUCCCCUUCGACCUCACCGAGGGCGACCUCCUCGCCGUCUUCGCGCAGUACGGCGAGGUGGUUGACGUGAACCUCGUGCGCGACAAGGCCACCGGCAAGUCCAAGGGCUUCGCAUUCGUCGCCUAUGAGGACCAGAGGAGCACGGUUCUUUCCGUCGAUAACUUGAAUGGGGCUAAGGUUCUUGGGAGGAUCAUCAGGGUUGACCAUGUGGAGAAGUACAAGAAGAAGGAGGAGGAGGACGAGGAGGAGCUGCAGAAGAAGAGGGAGGAGCGUGGCGUGUGCUAUGCUUUCCAGAAAGGCGAGUGCAACCGCGGCGAUGCGUGCAAAUAUUCCCAUGAUGAACAGAGAAAUGCAAACACUGGUUGGGGUUCUAAGGAGGAUGACCCAAAAUGGGAGCAUGACAGACACCGUGGUCCACAAAAUAAGGGGGAAUCCUGUGGUGUCUGCUAUGCUUUCCAGAAAGGCGAAUGCAGUCGGGGAGAUACCUGCAGGUUUUCGCAUGAUGAGCAGGUAGCUGUCCAGGGACGUGGCGUCUGCUAUGCUUUCCAGAAAGGUGAGUGCAGUCGCGGAGCUUCCUGCAAAUUUUCACAUGAUGAGCAGAGAAAUGCAAACACUGAUCGAGGUUCUAGGGAGGACAGCAAUGCAAGGCGGCAGCAUGACCAUGAUCCACCAAAGAGCCACAAAAUUUUCCCUGACAGGACUAAAGAAGAGGCGAGAUCAGGGGAUAGGGAUGGUCAAUCCUCAAGAUCAGAGUUGUACAGGGACCGAGAUUCUAGGACAAGAUAUGGCGAUAGAGACACAAAAGAUAGGGACAGGAACAUGCACGAGAAAUCCCCUGAGAGAUCCAGAGGCGACAGGCAGAGAGGCGAUGACAGGGGAAGAGAAGAUAGAUCAGACACAAAAGAUAGGGACAGGAACGGGCACGAGAAAUCCCCUGAGAGAUCAAGAGGCGACAGGCAGAGAGGUGAUGACAGGGGAAGAGAAGAUAGAUCAGACAUAAAAGAUAGAGACAGGAACGGGUAUGAGAAAUCCCCCGAGAGACCAAGAGGCGAUAGGCAGAGGGGCGAUGACAGGCGAAGAGAAGAUAGAUCAGAGAGCAAGCGGUCUAGGCACGACAGAGAUUCUGGUGUCCGUUACGAGAGAAGAGGCGACGAAGAGGAAGAACGGUACAGGAAAUUGCAGAGAUAAAACUUUGGUUUUCAGCGCACGCGCUGCCGUUGCUAUUCUAAUCUGGUUGAUGUUUGUACCUGUUCUUUGGUGUUCAGUCCUUUGGUGUUUGCUUGUUCUUUUCAUUUACGAGGUUUCUGAACAUACUAGCCAAUGGAUGAUUUUGCAGGGUUUCAACUCAAUCCAUUGGUUUCCACAGCA
Messenger RNA from Aegilops tauschii subsp. strangulata, 2038 nucleotides. RefSeq names its product zinc finger CCCH domain-containing protein 25. Gene Ontology annotation, molecular function: metal ion binding; RNA binding. Gene Ontology annotation, biological process: mRNA splicing, via spliceosome. The record is from RefSeq and is a predicted model, not a curated record. Gene Ontology annotation, cellular component: U2 snRNP; catalytic step 2 spliceosome; precatalytic spliceosome. Lineage: Eukaryota; Viridiplantae; Streptophyta; Magnoliopsida; Poales; Poaceae.